CCCCCCCGUCACCCCCUCCCCGCACUUCCGCAUGGAUGCGACGUUUCGGCUCCGCUCCGCGUCCUCUGAACCCGCAUCGCUCCUUAGCAGCAGCAGCAGUGUGCAGUCUUAACAACAACAACCACAACUACCACAACAACCACCACCACCACAACAACAACCACCACCACAACCACUACAACAACCACAACCACUACAACAACCACAACCACCACAACCACCCAGCGACAGCCGAUCGCCAUGGAAGCGGCGCCGAACACCUCGGGGAACCAGAGAGGCGAGCUGAAGCACCUCCUCCAGGAAGCUGCCCAGGAGUACAACGUCCUGCACGCCGAGAAUGACAAGGCCAAUGCCAAGUGUGCGCUGCUGGCCCAGGAGCGAGACGCGGCCAUGCAAGAACUCGUGAAGCUCCAACAAGUGUCCCACUUGGUGCUGGAGGAAGUGAAUGCCAUGCAGACGCAGCUGGAAGUGCAGAAGUCGUGCAGGCAGCGUGCAGAAAGCUUCGCGACAACGCUGAACAAGGAGAACAAGAAACUGAAGCGGAUGAGCAUGGCCAUCAUGGCCAAGGUGGGCAUCCACGAGUUUCCAGAUGACCUGCUGGAUGAAGUCUCCAAGGAGCUGGAGCCGUCCGGUGAAGGCGCACCGGCGGCAUCUUCCGCCGCCGCCGUCCCCGCCGCGGAAGCCCCGGCGCCCGCCAACGCGGAGCUCCUCCUCCAGCACCGGCAGGCGGUGAAAGACUUGGAGAUGCGCGUGACGGAGCUCACGGAGGAGCGGACCCGGCUGACGGAGGAGCUGAAGGCUGCGGAGAAGGAAAAGACGCAACUGGGGGAGGUCAUCUUUCACCAGGAGCAGACCUUUACCAAUUACAAUCAUGUUUCUGUUCUGGCGUUGGCGGAAUUUGCGGAAGUGCAGAAACAGCUGGAGCUUGAGAAAGAACUGAGACAGAAGGCAGAGGAGUAUGCACACAAGAUGCUGGUGGAGCAGAAGAAGAUGCAGCGGCAGAGCCAGAUGCUGCUGCAGAGCCACGCGGCCGAGCAGCAGCUGAUGGAGGCGCUGGAGGAUAACGCCACGCUCACCAGCCAGCUGGAGGCAGAGCGGCGCUCGCACCAGCUGCAGGUGAAGGAGCUGCAGGAGAAGUUGGAGAGCCUGGAGCUGCGCAAGGAGCUGGAGUCUCUGCAGCGGCGACUGGAGCUGGCCGAGGAGGACAUGAGGGAGAAAGACGCGCGCACGGAGCGGGCGGAGGCGUCCGCCCGAGACCUCAAGCACGAGGUGGAAGAGCUUCAAAAGCGCCUGAAGAAAGCCACCGAGCCCCCGGCCCCGCCGCCGCUCCCACCCAUGCCCGCUCUGCCCCCCGCAAACCCCCUACGGACGCUCAUCGCGCUGCUGAAGAAGAAGGACGCCGGCCUGCCUUCGAAGGGGAACGCGCCCGAGGGUUCGGCCGCAAACGGCGAGCCGGACUCCCUGGAGGAGGUGCGCAAGAAGGCGGUGGACGAGAUGAUGGAGCGGAUCCGGAGGGGCGUGCCUCUCAAGCCUGUCGGUGGGACCCUGGCUCGAGUCAAGGUGCAGCCUAAGGAGGAGAGCUGCGACAAACCUAACAGCGCCAUUGUGGAACUCAAAGGGAUCCUGAACGUGAUGAAGAAGCCGUCGAACGUGGACAAGACGCAGUCCACCACGGCGCUGAGCGAAGCGGGCGAGACGGAGCUGGAGCGGAUCCUGCGGCGCAGGAAGGAGACCACGGACGACCUGCUCGUCGACGGCAACGAGGGCGGAAAUGGGAACAUGAAAUAUUCCCAGUCUCUGCCAUCCGUGGUUAAGAAGCCAUCUGAGCAAGAAAAGAAAAAUCAAGUCGGCUAAAGAGCUCACUCGGCGUCCACAUCAUCUUCAAAGAGGUAACCUCCCCUCCAGAGCACCACGAAGUCCCCCCUUCACCAGCAACUGGUCCCACGUGCGACCACCGAAACAACGUCCGCUUCAAGCGCAGCUAUGUCCAACGGCACGGUCCUGUUACAGUACCUUCCUGGGGUGCAUCUCUUCAGGGAGCAGAUACGAACACAGCACGGACUUGAAGAACGCUCGCCGCCGCGUCUCCCUCUCUCCCUCUCGGCUGAGUCCCCCCCCCCCCCCCCAUCGUCUCCUCGUCCUCUUGCCCGUGCGUCCCUCUCCCUCCCCGUGCACCCUCCUUUUUGUGCUCGAUAACCCCCCAGCCAGCUCCAGGCCUCAUACCCCUCCCUUCUGUUGCCAUUGUGUCGAGCUCACUCUCACCCACCACCACCACCACCACCACCCCCCGAUCUACCUUCUGUCGCUUGGCUUCGCGACUGCGCUCCACAUCGGUCGCUACAGAACGGGGAGGGGGGGGAAUUGGUUGCGCACUUCGGGGACGUGAUUGAGGUCAAAAUGCGUGCACAAUAAACAAUAAUGGAAGGUCAAGAAAACGCCGAAUAAAAUGCGUAGCAAUACAACAACGUCCACACACGCAAACGGUCGGAUGCGGGCGAUUUGAAAUUGCAUGCGCCGAUCGCCGUGCUAAUCCGCGGAUACAAAAAAAAACCUCCAUACCCACGGGGUUACAAAAUUGGUAUGCUGAAGGAAAACCGUGGGGGUACGUAAGUACCGCAGAUUUUAAAAAAACGCGUUUGGUGAGGGAUUUCUGUAUAUUGAGAUUUUUGUUUAAAACUUGAACUGCAGGUUAACUGCACUUACAGGCUGGAGUGGACUGUUCAGCUCGAUGCUGUUGUUGCUCCGGGUGUUGGAUGAGCUGGAAUAUUUUUUUUUAUUUUGCUUGCUCGCUCUCUGCAGUGAACUGCCUCGAGAGCUUUUCUUCGCCAGGGCUGAGUUGUGCCACACUCCUCCCCAACUCGUCGUUCUCACGGAGCAAGAUUAUCCUUUUUUUGAUUUAAAGCUUUCGUGACUGCAGGGAUUCAUAUUCUUGGUUCUUUCGGUAAAGUCACGUGUGUUGCAGUCGAAACGUCGUGGGAAUUUUAUUGUUUUAUAUUUUUUUUAUUAUUUUAUCGUUUCCCUUCCUACGCGACUUUACGGAAAGAACCAAGAAUACAAGAUUAUCCUGGCAAGAUCCCGUUUUGAAAUGAACUGGUUGCCCUCAGUCCGCGCUGUCAAAUGAUGGCCCGCCAACGAGUCGAGCGAAGAUCUUCUCGCUCCGUGUCAGAGAACUUCCCCCCCACCACCACCACAACCACCACCUGCACCACCAACUCGCACAGGGAGUUGUGCUGUCCCCCACAACUGUGGGCUGGGUGAAAUUGUGCCCACUGGCAUUGGCCAUCGCCCAGCGCGGUGCAACGAGUCACCGCGUGCGGGGCGGAGGCAGCUCCCCCACAGGGUGGGGUGGGAGAGCGCUACUCCCCGAGACAUUUUCCUCUGUCAGUGCAUACCGUGUCAAACCCAUACGGGUGGCCCCGUGUUCUUGUACAGGGGAAUGUAGUUUUCAGUUCCAUACGGCGUGCACAGCCGUUUCAAUACGGACAACAACAAUGUGUCUAUUUGUUUGUGUUUCUCCCUUGUCAUGGGACUUUGUAGGGUGAACGUUGAGAUUCAUAAGGGCACCGGGUGACCAAUAAGGUCUGAAUUGGUCUGUAAACAGGUAGGCGCUGACAAGGGGUUAACAGGUUUGUCAGUGGUUCUCAAUCCUCGUUUUUUUUGCUACUUUACCCCUCGUUUCAACCGAGGGCCGUAUACAACAUAACCCCCCCCUCCCCCCUUGCCUAACCUAACAUGGAUCUGUAUCGUUCCGAGUUACCAAAUGGAUUUUAAUGUUAUCGUAGUUGUUUUAUAUUGGCAGAUUCAUACGACAUGAUUAUUCACCAAUGACUCUCAUGCAUGAUAUCAUUUCACACAUUUAUAAACCACCUCAAUUACCCCCUGGGACAUUGCCAGGUACCCCCCAGGGGCCUACGUACCCCCCCCCCCCCCCGUUAAGAACCACUGCUCGACGUGAUAGAGCAUAAUAUGGACGCACAUUCAUUCAUUGUUAAUAUCCCAUAACAUACGUCUUAUCAAUGCGUAACAGUAAUAGUCACGACUCGAAUCAAACACCUCGUCCUAUCUCUCACUUACGUUUGUCUCUUACAUGUAACGUGAAGUCGUGGAAUUGGAAUAUGUGAGGAGUAAACGUGUUUGCUUUCAGGCCCAUACCUUGAUGAACGAGCCUUAAAACCAAAUGCCUAGCUACGUUUGCACUGUUGAUUCAGUUGAGGAAGUUUAAACAGUGGUCAUAUCGGCACUUGAAAGCAAAAUAGACUUUAAAUAACAAUGCUGAUAUUCGAGGUGCCUAGCAGCUGGUUUUCUUCAGCAUUGUGUUCUGUUGAUGCUGUAUGUCUGGUCCUUACAACGGUCAGUGAUAUAUUUGGUAAUAUAAUUUAAUUCGAAUGCCUAAAUAUUGCUUUUCAAAUCGACGGUGAUUAAGUUCUAAACGCUUAACAUUUUUAACGGUUUAAUGACAGACUUAAUGAUUCGUUCCUCAGGUCAGUCUGUCUUUGACAGGUUGACAUGAUUUAGAACAUCAUCAUAUCUUGAUUAGAUUAAUUAAGUUCUAAGCUACGGAUUAUUAUUUUCUGAAUUGUUCUGUGCUUAGUGAUGUUUGUGCGUUUUCAGGUGAUGGACAAAUGCAUUGAGUGUGCUGCACGUGGUGCUGUGAGGUCGUGGUAAAGCUUUAGGCUGUUGGUGUUGUGUUUGAGCCCAAACUACUGUCAUGUGCAGACAAUGUAUGUACUAUGCCCUUUCAACAACAACAAAAACUACACACGCCAUGUACCUUAAACUUCGUUGUUUUGCUAUUUUUUUAGUCUUUGUGUUUUCAAAUAGGUCGUUAGCAAUUGUUGUGAUAUUGUAGGUACUGCAGUUAACAAUCUGCUAGUUUUUUUUAAACAGUAUGCAUAAACUGAACUCGGUUUGUAAUUGUAUGAGAGAAUCUUUUUUUUCAUUCUCGUGACCGAAUCGGUUUUUUUAAAUGGUAAAUUAUAUCAAAGUGAAUGGAUUAUGUACAAGAUUUAAGCUAUUGGUGUUUCUGAAUGUUUGAAGAAAGGAUUAAAUAAACAUGAAUUGCUUGUCAUGAAGGACAAUA
Petromyzon marinus (sea lamprey) is the source of this 5080-nucleotide messenger RNA. It is a transcript of the gene SHTN1, whose product is annotated as shootin 1. Gene Ontology annotation, biological process: neuron projection morphogenesis; positive regulation of neuron migration. Gene Ontology annotation, cellular component: cytoplasm; axonal growth cone; cell leading edge. Lineage: Eukaryota; Metazoa; Chordata; Hyperoartia; Petromyzontiformes; Petromyzontidae. The record is from RefSeq and is a predicted model, not a curated record.